CCCACCGCAGUAUAAAGAAGCCGGCCUCCUCCACCGGCGAGAGCUCCACGUCUCCAACCAAACCGAUAUCCACUGUGUCGUCCGCCAUUGACGCCUCGGUGUAGGUAGUGUGAGGAGUUGAGAGGUAACGUGAUGAGUAGGGGGAGGAGCAGGGUGAGCCUGAGCUGGCUGUGGAGGGCGCCGGCGAGGGCGCUGGGGAGGGCGCGGGACAUGUACGUGAGGGGGAUGACGGGGUGCGCGCGGUGCGUGCCGGCGGACGCCGCGUUCGGGUACCCGGUGUUCGUGCCGUCCGGGUCGAUGAGGAGCAACAGCUUCGGGUCGGAGCGGGGCGGCGGCGGCGGCGCGGCGGCCGACGACGACCUCCGGGAGCUGAUUCGCGCCGCGUCGCAGAGGCGCGCCGCCGAGCAGGCCGCGCGGGAGGCGCAGGCCGUGGCCAGGAGCCAGAGCAUGGUGGGCCUCUCCAUGGCGCGGAUCGACGAGGACGCGCCGUGCGAGGAGUUCGGCGGCGCCGCCGUGAUGCUGUACCCCAGGAGCCAGAGUUGCAUCGGCGGCGUCGGCGGCCGCGCCGGCGGCGGGAGGGUUGCGCACACGCAGAGGAAAGUGGCGGCGGCGGCGGCCUUGGCCUGAGCCGACGUCGCUGCUCUGCUCGAUCUCGUGCUUGCCACCGUGUCAUCGCCAUUGAUCGUCCCUGCUGGUCUAGCUAGCCCUUCAAGAUUUGGGAUUCUUGCGUUUGUAGAUAUGAUUUUUGUGAAUCGUGAUUGCUCGUCUUGCAUCUGGCCAAGGGGCAAAUGCAACAACCUGGAUAUUUUUAUUACGAUUUUGGAUGAACUUUGUUACGCAAAAGUUAGCUGAAUUUGGUUUCUUUCUCCUUUGGCACAUGGUUUAAUAAUUCACCUUGUCGCGUAUGCAUUCAUCCAGCCAACACCGCCACGUAUGCAUGCACCGGUUCGUUACACAAAAGAAAACUGUCACGAGCACGGUAUGGCAACGUCUGAAUUGAAUGCAGUGCUAACUGCAGCUUGCCAAAACUU
This is a messenger RNA of Oryza brachyantha (malo sina), 1031 nucleotides long. RefSeq lists its product as uncharacterized. The transcript has a single exon. The record is from RefSeq and is a predicted model, not a curated record. The coding region runs from base 133 to 627 and encodes 164 amino acids. Lineage: Eukaryota; Viridiplantae; Streptophyta; Magnoliopsida; Poales; Poaceae.